Acipenser ruthenus (sterlet) is the source of this 3798-nucleotide messenger RNA. RefSeq names its product solute carrier family 25 member 53-like. NCBI's taxonomy places the organism in Eukaryota, Metazoa, Chordata, Actinopteri, Acipenseriformes, Acipenseridae. The record is from RefSeq and is a predicted model, not a curated record. The transcript has 3 exons. Bases 182 to 1066 code for a protein of 294 amino acids.
CGGUGAUUGAUACAGCAGUGGGAGGUGACCACUCUGCCUGGACAGACACUGUAGGAGUAAUAAUUACUCUUUAUUUGAUUUCCAAACACUGGAACAUCAGAUAUAAAGACAGAAACUGAAAGGAGACAUCCUGUUGCCUUCUUUAACAAUACAGACAGGAGUCCCAUCAAGAAGCAGGAGAAUGCAGGCAGGUAACCCAGACAGCCAGGAGGCGGGUACCCUCCCGGGGGGGUUGAGGUUGUGGACCAACAGUUAUGUCAAUGGGGCGGCAUCCACUUUUCUGACGACUUUGGUGACCUUCCCCAUUUACAAGACCAUCUUCAGGCAGCAGCUUCACACAGUGAUGGUACAGGAGGCUUUACAGCAGCUCCACAAAGAGGGGCUCUCCAAAUUCUACAGAGGUGUCCUGCCUCCUCUUCUGGGUAAGACAGUGCAGGGGAUUGUGCUGUUCGGCACUUAUGACACAGUACUGCACUGGAUGUCUCCCCAGGCCACUCUGAACAGGCCCCAGUCCCUUUAUCAUUGCUCCCUUGCAGGGAUGCUAUCUGGAUUUAUCGAAGCUCUGGUCCUGACUCCCUGUGAGAGAGUCCAGAAUGUGUUGCAGGACAGCCGCAAGGACGCCAGGCUGCCCACCAUCCGCAGCAUCCUACAGGAAUUCAACUCGUACGGAGUGGGGAAGAGACUGAAGCUGGGGUAUUACAGGGGCCUCUUCCCCAUUAUUUUCCGAAACGGCCUGGGCAGUGCCCUCUACUUCGGCUUCAAGGACCCCAUUCGUGAUGCCCUGUCGGAGAAGGGGCUGCCCAGCUGGCUCUCCUCCUUUGUUUCAGGGAGUGUCAACGGCAUGGGGGCCAGCCUCCUGCUCUACCCCCUGAGCGUGCUCAUCACCAACAUGCAGGCGCAGGUGGGAGGGGAGGUGCGCAGCACAGGCCACUCCUUCAGGGCACUCUGGGAGUCCCGUCAAGGCAGGGUGUCCUUGCUGUACCGUGGGGGCUCUCUGGUUAUAUUCCGCUCCUGCAUCACCUGGGGACUGACUACUGCCAUCAACGAAUCCCUAAAAGGAAAAUAGGGAGAAACUGAAAGGGGAGGGUAAGGGCCAGUCAGCAAGGGACUGUCUCUCACCUUCUUUCAGGACACAUUGAUGGGAUAUCUUGACCAAGUUCAUUCUAAAUGUCCACUUCCUUUCAGCUUGGUACAUUAACUGCACUAGAACACUAGUUUUAAACUAUAUAUACUAUACUCGUUGUCUACCUUUGGCAAGUCAGUCUCUCAGGCAAGGAGGUUAGAACUGAGCAUAUCAAUACCUCUGCCAAAAAUUUACAAAAAACUACUACUAUAGUACUACUGUCAGGGCAGGGACAUAUAUAGAGGACCCUAUUCACAAAGCUUUAAUGAUAAUUAAAGAAAGUUUCUAAAGAAGCCUGUUUUGAUGGAUGAUAUAAAGUUUUGUAUGCAUGAAACUGGUUCUUCAAAUUACAUUAGAGUUGGCCAUGCCUUUUCUAAUGUAGGCAGUCCUUUAGACUGGUUCCUUUUGUAAUUACUCAAAUACAUCAAAACAUUCUCAAGUUAAAGCUUCGUGAAUGUGGAUCAUAAGUCACUGUAUCGGUAGAUGUCGCUCAAAGGUAAAUGACCAAGGACUGGAUAUACUGGUAAUAUUUCUCCAAUGAUGUGCUACAUAAUAUUUAUUUUCACAAACUAAGGAAACAAGCCUGAUAGCAAUGGUCAGUGGCCUUAACUAAAUAUUCAAGAUCAAUGUGAUACCUUCUUCUAUUUAUGUGAGAUGUCCAUGUGAUUCUCUGUUCAAAAGCUAUGCCUAUUUAGAUUUUUAGUGACAGAUUUAUUAAUAUCAUUUAAAUUUUUUUUUUUUUUAACCGUAAUCUUUAGUAGUUUGUUUUUUUAAUAAGCUGUGCUUGAACCACUGUAAAGGAUGUAUCGCCUUGCUACUCUCUUAACAGGGUCUAAAGAUUGCUUGUAUCUUGUCUUAUCGAAUCCAGCAGUCUCUGGUGCUGUGCAAUGAGGAAUGCUGGGUCUCAACAUCAAAGAAUCAAGAAAAGACUUUAUAAAUGAGUUUCUACCAUAGCGUCUCAACAUAUUUUAAAGUUCUUUGGAUAUUUGCCAUAUUGUAUCCUGUAUGCACGUGUUGUUUCGUAUGAUGGGACGGACGCUGCCUGUAGUAUUCACCAUGAAUCUCUUUGUUUUGUGAUGGGGAGUGUCAGCACAGAUUCAUGUUAGACUCUCUUUUUUUUCAUUAUUGUGUAGAUUUAAUUCAGUAAAAGGCAGGUUCAAUUUAAAUAAGUUUAUUAUCUUACAUGUAGCUUGCAAAGCUUGAAUCAAGAUACUAAGACAUCCAAAUCAGGUAAAAAUUACUACUCUGAAUAUAUCUAUUAACUUUUACACUCAAUAAUACUGUUUUUAAAUGUAUUGAAAAUAAUGAAAACUAAUAUAUUGUAUAGUAUUACAAAACAAUAUAGUAAUAUUUAUUUGGUGCAAUAGAUGGCGCUGUGCCACACUUUUUCAUUUACUUUAAAUAACAGCUAUUAAACACAGUCAUGACACAGUCAGUAGUGAGAACAGAACAGCACACGUGUAGAGUCAGUGUUUAUUUGUUCUGGAAGGAUACAUUUCUCUAUAAUUAUCACCUCUAAGUCUCUUUUUCUAGACUAUUAACCAGUAAUGUGAAACAUAUUUUGCAGUCUUGGAUAAGGAAGGACCUGCCAGCCUGUGUCAGAUCUGCUUUUUGUGCUGGCCUCCGUUUCUUAAAACAGGGAAAUGCAGCUUUUAUAUAUUGUAGAAUACAUUAGAGGGAUGCUAUUUUAAAUACAAGUGACCUAUUCAUGCAAGGGACAUCCUAUUUACACAAAUGUGAGUCCUACAGACGGAAUAGUUUUUCUCUAUAUCAUUUUUUUCUGUGUACAAUACAUCAUUGCACUGAAUGACAUUUUACAGUAUAACAACAUACUGUAAUAUUUUAUCUAACAGUGGUCUGGGUGGAUUCAGGUGGGGUUAAUCUAUAAAGAUGAACCACAUAGCUGGUAAAUGAAAACCCAAAAGAAACCAGUUUUGUUUUGCCUAGACCCAGAAUUAGAAGCUAUUGGACAAACUUAAAACCAGCGCUGGCGAUACAAUUGCAGUGGUGUCCUGAUUGUACUACUGUCCUGUGAGGAUCUGCAAAUCUGUGACCUCCAUACUGCUGUUGAAUGCAGUAUGGUCUGACUAGCAGAACCUGUCCCCAGGCCUUGUGGUACAGCUUAACCGGGAACUGACAGCUGAUCAGGGUCAGGGAAGGGUAGGUGUAAGAACAAGCUGUAAACUGCAAGUAAGCAGAGAGAUACCAUUGGCAGAAAGUACCGUUCUAAUAAAUGUCAUUUACAUUGAAUAAGCCCAUGCAAAACCACAGCUUUAUCAGCAAAGGCAACAGCAGGGAUCUGAAGCAAAUAUAGUGUAUUAACAUAGUGCCUUGGUACUGCCAUGGUGGAUCAUACCGUUGUGAUACCAUUGGUAUUACACCAUUGUAUUGCCACUGAUAACCAAGUAUGUUAGCUCAUACACUAAAGCACACCUCACCCACAGCCUCUCUCUCGCAGUAAGUGAUUCAGGAACUUAGAACUUUAAAUAUAUGCCAGUAGCAUAUAUUUUUAAUUUAACUGUAUUUUAAUUUACAAAAAUGAAGUAUCCUUUUACUGUCAUUAAUUGUGAAUAGCUAUCAUGCUUUUGUGUUAAAUUACCACAAUGUUUUUAACAAAUAAAUGUACUGUAAUAAUGUAUAAUUGUACUGUAUGCCAUUAAUGUCAUUAAAUGGGA